This is a messenger RNA of Poeciliopsis prolifica (blackstripe livebearer), 1964 nucleotides long. RefSeq names its product coiled-coil domain-containing protein 136-like. The transcript is spliced from 9 exons. Lineage: Eukaryota; Metazoa; Chordata; Actinopteri; Cyprinodontiformes; Poeciliidae. Gene Ontology annotation, biological process: acrosome assembly; single fertilization. The record is from RefSeq and is a predicted model, not a curated record. Bases 546 to 1862 code for a protein of 438 amino acids. Gene Ontology annotation, cellular component: acrosomal membrane.
CCCUGACAGCGCUUUGAUAGGAAUAUCCUCCUACAGGGACGGACAAAAGUUGAGUCUGGCCUUCUCUCUCUCUCUCCGUCUCUCUCUCUUGUCUCCAUGCUGACAACAUCCUCGGAGUUUCCUGACACGCCUCACAUUUCUGGCUCCUCACCGUUGCCCCACCGACAGCCGGGAGACAGAAGUGAGGGAUAGGCAGUGGGCGCAGAGUUCGCCGGCGACGAAACUCGGUUGGGGGGGUUGGUGUCGUGUUUUGUCGCGUGGCGUUUGAAAGCAGCAGACAAGUGAGACGCGCUCAGCGUGCAGAAAGGGAGGAAAUGAACAAUGCAAGGGGGAAGUGAUCAGUAAUCUGCAAAAGCUCGCUGUCGGCCUCUGCUGCGAACAGCCCGUCUGGAUCUCAUUAUGGGUAAAUUAAUUUGGCACAGAGCCUCCGACCCAAACGUUCAUGAGCAAAUUGAGGAAGUGAGUGUGCCUCUGUGUGAUUACGGGAGCAGUGAAAAACAGUGAGAGAUGAUCCCAGCGAUCUGAAAGCCGCCAGCAGCCCAAACAUGGACAACGAGAUGACGGCCAAGGAGAGAGGCGUCCUGGAGGAGGACAACGAGAAGGAGGAGAUGGACCAGGAGCGGUCCCAGGAGGACGAGGGGGAAGAGAGGAAGCUGAGGGAGGAGGAAGGAGAAGGGGAAGGGCUGGAGAAGAGGAGGAAGGAGCAGGAAUUGCUGACGGAGGAGCAGGAGCUGGAGGAGCUGAAGGCCCAGGUCCUGCAGCUGCUGCUAGAGCUGGACGAGGCCAGGGAGACAUCCAACAAGCACCAGGAAAGUUUCCAUGAGUUGCAAGGUCUGCUGGAGGAUGAGCGAUUGGCCAGCGCCCAUCAGGCCGAGGCCUUCACUCGGCAGAUCCAGAAUCUACAAGCCCAGCUGCGCUCCGUGCAGGAGGAGAUGAACAGUUUGGAGGAGGAGAAGGAGAGCGAGCUGGCCGAGGCCCAGGAGGAGCUGCGCGUGGCCCAGGAGGAGGUGCUCCUGCUCCAGCAGGCGGCGGAGGAGGCCGCCGCCGAGCGCGAGAACGACAUCGCGUCGCUGCAGGAGGAGCUGUGCCGCAGGCGGGCCGAGCUGCAGCGCCUGACCGAGGAGACCCAGGAGUACGAGCUGGAGAUCACAACGCUGAGGGCGGAGAUCAGCAUGAAGAGCCAGCGGCGGGAGGCCGAGAGGAGAGAGGGUGAUGUGGACCUUCUGAAGGAGGAGUGCCGUAUGCUGCGGGAGGAGUGUCAGACCCUGAAGGAAAACAACAGGGGGCUCACAGAGAAGCUGCAGCUGCUGCACAGACAGAGAACCUGCUCCAGCGUCUAUCUGUCACUCAAAGAGGAGGAUGCAGCGGAGGGCGAAGAGGUGAAGGAGGGCGAGGCCGGCUCGGGUGAGGUCACGACCGGGAGUUACAUGACCAUGACCCAGUCUGAGAACUGUCGCCUGGUGGAUGCCUCCAUUCAGAAGAACAUCUCUUUUGACGGGAAGCCGGUGACGCCGACGAGCUGGAGCGGCGGGAUCGGGGAGAUCUUCUCACUGAGAGACCAGCUGAAGCAGGCCGAGGAGAAGGCCUCGCAGGUCCAGAGAGAGUGUGACGGUCUGAAGAUGGAGCUGCAGGAGCUGCAGAUUCUGUACGACAGCAGUCAGAGGGAGAGGGCGGAGCUGGAGGAGGAGCUGCAGCGCUGCAAGGCGGAGCUGCAGAAGCUGUCAGGUGGUUCUCAGAGAUUCAUCCAUCCAUCUGAGCACCCUGUUCUCUCCAUCCCCUUCGUAGGAAUGAUUAUAAUUGUGGCUGUGGUCUGGUGCUGGUUGUCGGAGCUGGCGUCCCAGAGAGCAAGGGGAGUGAGGUAGGUUGGAACUCCAUUGUGACUCUCACCGCAGCCACCGCCCUGCUACUGGCAAUGGCCGGCUUGUUGAGAGCUCUCGUCCGGUGCUGAUUGGAUGGGACGGACG